Molecule: messenger RNA, 7348 nt
Organism: Actinia tenebrosa (Australian red waratah sea anemone)
Lineage: Eukaryota; Metazoa; Cnidaria; Anthozoa; Actiniaria; Actiniidae
Product: DNA polymerase epsilon catalytic subunit A
Biological process (GO): mitotic cell cycle; leading strand elongation; DNA replication proofreading
Cellular component (GO): nucleus; epsilon DNA polymerase complex
Molecular function (GO): nucleotide binding; DNA binding; single-stranded DNA 3'-5' DNA exonuclease activity
Source: RefSeq, a predicted model, not a curated record
UYUCAAGCAAAAUAUUCAUUUGAAUUAUUACUAAAAACCUAAUUCUCGUGGUGAUGGUAAACUGAUCGCUGUUAGAAGAUAAGAAGUUCGUGUACUGGUUCAUUAGCCAUGGUUUUGUUGAAUACUGGGAAGAGAAAAGGAGAAGAUGGCAGUACGAGCAAAGAUCAAGGAUCGAAGAAAAACUACUCCAAAUAUGAUGAAAGUCAAUCAGCAGAGUCUAGAAUGGUCAGGAUCCAGACUCAAGAAGCGAUGGACAUCAAGUAUGGCUUUGAAAAACAUAAAGAGUCAAGUGAACGACUUGGCUGGCUCAUCAACAUGCAUCCUACUGAAGUUCUUGAUGAUGAUAAGAAGCUGAUUAGUGCAGUGGAUUUGUACUUUAUACAAGAAGAUGGUGAUCGCUUUAGGAUUGCCUUACCUUUUAAGCCUUAUUUCUACAUACUUGCUAAGAAGGACACUGACAGAGAAGUAGCAACAUACCUUAAUAGAAAAUAUGGAGGAACAAUUGCAAAAAUAGAAAAUGUUCAGAAAGAAGACCUUGAUUUGGCCAACCACCUGGUAGGACUCAAAAGAAACUACAUCAAGCUUUCUUUUCACAAUGUAAAUGACCUCAUGAAAGUGAAACGUGAAAUCAUGCCUGCAGUGCGCAAGAAUAAAGAGCAAGAGAAGGCCAAUGCUACCUACAAUGUUAUGUCAGCACUUAGUGAUAUUGACAUGGAAACUAACAAGAAGAUAGCCGACCAGAAAGAAAAUAUCAUAGAUAUAAGAGAGUUUGAUGUCCCAUACCACGUGCGUGUAGCUAUUGACCUGAAGAUCCAUGUAGGUCACUGGUACAAUGUGAAGGUACGAGGUGGUAUGUUCCCAGAGCUGAACCGAAGAGAUGACCUACUGGACAGACCUGAUCCUGUUGUAUUGGCAUUUGAUAUUGAAACAACCAAGCUUCCCUUGAAAUUUCCUGAUUCAGCUACAGACUCUAUAAUGAUGAUAUCAUACAUGAUUGAUGCACAGGGUUACCUGAUAAUCAAUCGUGAGAUAGUUUCAGAAGAUAUUGAGGAUUUUGAAUACACACCUAAGCCUGAGUAUGAAGGGCAGUUCACAGUCCUCAAUGAGCCUGAUGAGGCUUCAUUGAUACAAAGAUUUUUUGAACACAUACUUGAAGUAAAGCCAAAUAUCUUUGUCACAUACAAUGGAGAUUCCUUUGAUUGGCCUUUUGUAGAGGCUCGCGCAGCCCAUCAUGGCAUAAACAUGCUGGAUGAGAUUGGAUUUAGUGCGGACUCUCAAGGAGAGUAUAAAUCAAGGCCUGCAAUACACAUGGAUGCAUUUAGGUGGGUGAAAAGAGACAGUUAUCUCCCAGUUGGAAGCCAGAACCUAAAAGCAACAACAAAGGCUAAGCUAAGGUAUGAUCCUAUUGAGCUAGAUCCUGAAGAGAUGUGUCGUAUGGCAAGUGAACAGCCUCAGGAGCUUGCCAACUACUCUGUGUCUGAUGCUGUGGCUACAUAUUACUUGUACAUGAAAUAUGUCCAUCCGUUCAUCUUUGCUCUUUGUACUAUCAUCCCACUGGAACCUGAUGAGGUGCUGAGAAAAGGUUCUGGUACUCUGUGUGAGGCACUACUAAUGGUACAGGCAUUCCAUGUCAAUAUUAUCUUCCCAAACAAACAAGAGCAGGUAUUCAAUAAACUGUCUGAUGAUGGCCAUGUGUUGGAUUCAGAGACCUAUGUUGGUGGACAUGUUGAAGCUAUUGAAUCUGGUGUAUUCAGAAGUGAUAUUCCCUGUAGAUUCAGAUUAGUUCCUGAAGCAUUCCAGAGACUGAUUGAUAAUGUAGAGAAAACAAUGAGGCACACAAUUGAAGGAGAAGAGAAAAUUCCUAUGGACACUGUGACCAACUUUGAUGAGACAUGUGAUGAUAUCAAAGGAAAAUUAGCAGCCCUCAGAGACACUCCAGCACGUCUUGAGAAUCCCAUGGUCUACCAUCUUGACGUGGGUGCUAUGUACCCUAACAUUAUCCUCACUAACAGAUUACAGCCGUCAGCCAUGGUUGAUGAAGCAACAUGUGCGGCCUGUGAUUUUAACAAACCUGGAGCCAGGUGUCAGAGAAAAAUGAUGUGGUCCUGGAGAGGAGAAGUCAUGCCUGCUUCACGAAGUGAAUACCAAACAAUAAAACAACAACUGGAAGUUGAAAAAAUCCCUGGCUUGAAACCAGGAGAUCCCUACCGUACAUUCCAUUCACUUACUCCUGCUGAACAAGCACAGUUAGAAAAGAAAAGACUAGGAGAUUACUGCCACAAAGCUUACGGCCGAACCCGUGUCACAAAACUAGAGGAACGACAGACUACUAUCUGUCAGCGUGAAAACUCUUUUUAUGUUGACACUGUCAGAGCAUUCAGAGACCGAAGAUAUGAGUUUAAAGGUCUUCUCAAGGUAUGGAAACGAAAGCUUGGUACAGCAACCCAGAAUGGCGAUCCUGAAGAAAUCAAAAGCUGUAAAGCCAAAGAAGUUCUAUAUGAUUCACUACAACUUGCUCAUAAAUGUAUCCUCAAUUCAUUUUAUGGUUACGUCAUGAGAAAAGGGGCCCGAUGGUAUUCCAUGGAGAUGGCAGGAAUCGUGUGUUACACUGGUGCCAACAUUAUCACACAAGCAAGGGAGAUUGUAGAACAAAUAGGGCGUCCUCUUGAGUUGGAUACUGAUGGUAUAUGGUGUAUUUUACCAGCGAGUUUCCCAGAGAACUACCAGGUUAAGACGACUAAUCCAAAGAAGAGCAAAGUCACCGUUUCUUAUCCUGGUGCCAUGCUAAAUAUCAUGGUUAAGCGGCACCUACGACAAAGCCCUACUACUAAAUUUAAUGUUCAGUUAUAUGCUGUGUUCAAUGAUGACGGCUCUCUGGCAGAGUUGAAAGGUUUUGAGGUGAAGCGCAGAGGAGAGCUACAGCUGAUCAAGAAUUUCCAGUCAUCAGUGUUUGAACAGUUUCUUCAGGGUAGCAAUCUGGAGGAAGUGUAUAAUUCAGUAGCGAAGGUAGCAAACUUCUGGCUUGACGUACUCUACAGUAAGGCCUCAAACAUGCCAGACUGCGAGCUGUUCGAACUCAUCUCAGAGAAUCGAAGUAUGUCUAAAACACUGGAAGAAUACGGAUCACAAAAGUCUACAUCCAUCAGUACCGCCAAGAGACUUGCUGAAUUCCUCGGUGACCAGAUGGUCAAAGACAAAGGCAUUAGCUGUAGAUUUGUCAUAUCAAGAAAGCCCGAAGGAUCUCCAGUAACAGAAAGAGCCAUUCCGUUAGCCAUAUUCCAAACUGAAGACGGCGUGAAGAAGUAUUAUCUGCGGCGAUGGUUGAAGGAUGCCGCGAUGGUUGACUUCGAUAUCAGGGAGAUCCUUGAUUGGCAGUAUUAUAUCGAGAGGCUAAACAGCGCUAUACAGAAGAUUAUUACUAUACCUGCUGCUUUGCAAGGGGUUAGUAAUCCAGUUCCUCGCUGUGCUCACCCCCCUUGGUUACACAAGAGACUGCUGGAAAAGAACGAUGUAUUCAAGCAGCAGAAGAUUAGUGAAAUGUUUACCAGGCUCCCCAAACAGAAGCAACACGAAGAGAUAGAUGAUGGAUCUAGCCCCACACCUAGUCCCGGUCAAAUUACUGACAUCGAAGACAUGGGGUCUGGCACUAGACCCAAUGGUUCAUUGAGACCAAUGGCCACCAAACGAAAACGUUGUCAAAUGGAGGCGGAAGUUGAUACCAGCCAGAAUCAGUCUACUUCAAGCAAGAAGACUACUAAUGAUGUGGAUCUCAGCAAAUCAUGGAGGGAGGUUCUUGGUGAACAACCCGAGUGGGGACCAUCCAAGGAAGAAAAAGAUGCUUGGGUGUCCUUCCAUAAGAAGAAAUGGGAAUAUCAAUCGAAACAAAGAGCAGAACGUAAACGAUUACGUCAGGAAGCCAACAACAUGGGAAUGUCAUUAGGUGUACGUGGCGGAGGGUCCAAGACAGGAAUGACGUCAUUCAUCAGACAGCAGGCCAGGUCACUUUUGAAUACUCCUUGGCAGAUUGUACAGAUUGCAGAAACUUCAUCUCCUGGUGUUUUCAAGGUCUGGGCUCUGAUUGGUUCAGACCUUCACACUGUUAAAGUCAACGUGCCUAGAAUAUUUUAUGUCAACAGCAGAUGCGCAAAGGAAGAAGAAGAGGGAACUAUCUGGCGGCGUGUGUCCAAGACGUUACCCAGGUCACACCCUGCUAUCAAUCUGUACCGGUACUUGGUAUCAGAAGACAUUUAUAGAGAGCAUUCAAGCGAACUUUUUACAGAUUUGUCUUCCCCAGACAUCGAAGGAAUCUACGAGUCACAGGUUCCUUUGAUUACAAGGGCUUUGGUAAAGCUCGGAUGUGUGAGUGCUGCUAAUAAAACGUUUGCCAGGAUCAGCGAUGGACGGGACUUAGACGUCUUCGAGCUUGAUCAGCUUGAAUUCAAGACUCUAGCAGAGUGCUCAUACCUUGAAAACUAUAGUCUGAAGACCAUCUACCUCUACCAAAGCCAAUCUGACAAUCGAGCCAUGAUUGGGGUCUUCAUCCCAGGAUCCAAGAAGGCAUCGGUUUUUGUACUGGACUCAGUUCGUAACAAUCAAAUGCCGAAUCUAUCAUCGAUGUAUAAUACUGAAAGAUCCGCAAAAGAGAAGAACACUGAAGAAGGGGAACCUCUUUCAUUACCUCCAGAGAACCACACCUUUGAGAUACGAGUCGACACCAACCCCAGACAGGCUUACAGAGCAGUACAGCGGUUGUUGGUUGGAUACAAAGAAGAGAAAAGCGGUCCAACUAUGAUUCUGGUCCAGUCCGCGAUGGAUUUAAAUCACCUUACGUCUUCCAUUCCAAUCUUGAAUGACUUCCCAUUGGUUCCUCUGCCUUAUAGUGACAGUGAUACACGUUACAAUGUUCUUGACUGGCAGCGACAUGCAUCAAGACGAAUGAUCAAGCAUUAUUUAGAAGUGGACCUAUUCUUCCAGGCUCAGUUAGAGAACGCACGUUACUUCCACGUCCCUGUUGGCAACAUCCCCAUGGAUGCCACUCUGUUUGCCGCCGAUCUGUUUUAUGCACGUCACUUACAGAAACAUGGACACUUGUUGUGGAUGUCUCCAACAGACAGACCAGACUUGGGAGGAAAAGAAGAGGAUGAUAAUAGACUCAGUCUCCUAACCGACGAAGCAGAAUCCAUGGAAUUUAACAGUCCCGGAUGUUACCCAACUGUCUGUGUAGAACUGUCUAUUGAUGGUCUGGCUGUCAAUACUAUUUUACAGUCCGCACAUAUCAAUGAUUUUGAAGGUGCUUCAGGUACAGGAAUAAGCUUCGAUAACAUCCCACAGGCGUCGUUAGAGGAGCUGGUACAAGGAGGUCAGGCAGCUGCAGGACUAACCACAUACGAUGAAGCUGCUCUGUGUUCUAGUGCUUUUAGGAUUCUGAAAGGGAUGAUUCAUAGCUGGCUGCAUGAAGUAUCUGCUUACCAGAACCAGUACGCAGAUGCACAACUGAUGCACUUCUACAGAUGGCUUUCUUCACCUUCCUCUCUCCUGUACGACCCAGCUCUAUGUCGAAUGGUCCAAAGAAUGAUGAAAAAAAUGUUCUUACAGCUGGUUGGUGAGUUCAAACGUCUUGGUUCUACCAUGGUUUACGCUAGCUUCAGCAAGAUCAUUAUUUGUACCAAAAAGAGAAGUGUUUCUGAUGCUCUUGCCUACGUUGAGUUCAUCCUAAAGAGCAUCCAAUCAAAAGACCUGUUCCAUAGUAUCGACAUCGUCCCUACGUCAUGCUGGGAGUUUCUCAUGUGGCUCGAUCAGGCUAAUCAUGGCGGGGUGCGUGGUAAACUACCAACAGGUGCGGAGGAGAAUGGUGAUACAGGUGGCGAUAGCGAAGAUGAGAUACAAGGAACUCCUGAAAAUAACAAUGUUCACGAAGAGCCCCAGAUUGAAAUGAACUGGAACAUCGGUAAAUACCUUCCUUCCGGUGCGUCGUGUCAGAAUUUCUUUCAGAUUGUUAUAGCUGGUCAUAUCCAUGCCAUGUAUAAGCAUUCAUCGGAGGAACGCCGUACUGUUCAGCCAGGUACCACACCAAUACGUCGAAGAGGAGGAAGCAGUCAAUCGCAGAAAACUGUGCAAUCAUCUGCCACACCUAGCCUUGUAACGUUCGCACAGGAACGAAUCCAGGGGGAACUGACGCAACAACUCUUCUCGAUAACUCAGAAGAUCCAGCAUACCUUAUCUGGAGACAGAUCAUCCAAUAAGGACCCUAGUUCAGAGUUUCCUGUUUUACCUGGCUCGUAUUUACCUCUCAAUAACCCUGCACUUGAGUUUGUCAAGUACAUAUGUAAGGUACUAUCAUUAGAUCCCAAUACACUACAUCAAGUCAAUAAACUAAGGCGUGAUCUGCUCAAGUUGAUUGGUGUCGGUGAAUUCUCAGAAGAAGCCGCCUUCAAAGAUCCAUGCCUUUCCUUUGUUUUACCAGAGGUAAUAUGUCAGUUUUGCAAUGCUUGUCGUGAUCUGGACCUUUGUCGGGAUCCUUAUAUCGUACCAGCCGAUGGAAAUAACUCUGCCUCGUGUCACUGUCCAAACUGUCAAAAUGAAUAUGACAUGGACGCUAUCGAGCACCAGUUAAUCUCUGCAGUACAGAAAAGAUCAAUGGCGUACGUGUUACAAGACCUAAAGUGCGCCAAGUGUAAAGGGAUUAAAGACGCCAAUAUGUCAAAAUAUUGUAAAUGUGCUGGAGGAUUCACCUUAACUUUGCCAUUUGCCGAAUUUACUGAGAAAAUGAAGACCUUUAAAAACAUAGCAAGGCACUACAACAUGACACUUCUGCAAGAUACUGUUGAAUGGAUUAUCAGUGGAAACCCUCAAAUGGGGCAUUGAAAGAAAAUGCAAACAAAAAAAUGAAUAGCAAAUCAGACAAGUUAUUAUUGAAAAGGGAUAACCCGCAGAACAAUGUAUUUAUCAUGGAAGGUACAAAGAAAACCCAUUGAAAAAUGACGAUCAAGAAUGAAAAGCCGGUUAUGAAUGCAGAUAAUAGAAGAGCUGUUUUGGAAGUGUGUGACAGACAGACAAAUAGACAGACAAGAGCGGAGGGAUCCUAGUGUACAAUGGCUGAACACUGGAAGUUCACUGGUUUUAAAACAUGAAUUUCAGUAUAUUUUGGUUGAUCGCCAGCAAUUUAUUGCAGAUGUGUUCUUGUACACAAUUUCUAAUGUUUAAAAUUAUAAUCAACUGGUAAAAAUAUGCCGGGUUCACAAAGAAUUACUAAAACCUUUAUUCUUCGACGUCUAUUAAUAACUUUUGACAAAUAGCAGUGAUGUAUAUAAGUAACAUUUUUUUUGUCAAUAAAAUCCUAGUAAUCUUU